Aricia agestis (brown argus) is the source of this 1617-nucleotide messenger RNA. RefSeq lists its product as uncharacterized. The transcript has a single exon. Lineage: Eukaryota; Metazoa; Arthropoda; Insecta; Lepidoptera; Lycaenidae. The coding region runs from base 196 to 1116 and encodes 306 amino acids. The record is from RefSeq and is a predicted model, not a curated record.
UAACCAAAUUUUGUAUAUAUAGCCGUAAGUUUUGUAAAUAAAUCACUCAUUUCUGAUCCUACAGUCGAGUAUCAUUUAUCUCCUGUACCAAACUCUUACAAGUGGUGACCCCGAAAAGAAGAACACUAUCCUCAAGCAUACCAACGCUUGAAAGAAGAAGAAAAUUAGAAGAAAACUCACAGAAAAUAUUUCAAGAUGGAAAAUCCGACCGAAAAUCAAGCCGAAGCUUUGCCCGUACCUCAACAACCUGCAGCUGCGAGUGCUACGACUAGCAACGACGUCAAUUCCAUCGAUUUGGCCGCCAUCUCCGUGCAAUCUCGACUUCUACCAUUUUGGCGUGAAUACCCAGAUCUAUGGUUCAACCAAUUUGAAGCCCUCGUCCUGCCGAUGAAGACCAGCGACGACAACAAAUUCAGAUACGUCCUAGGCCAACUACAAGCUACUGAUUUACGACAUCUCACGGACAUAUUGUCGAGUCCCCCGCAAAAAGGAAAGUACGAAGCUGUCAAGACAAGAUUACUCUACGUGUACGGAAAAUCGCAAGUCACGAACUUCAAACAUCUUCUCAGCGAACUGGAACUGGGAGACCAAAAACCCAGUCAACUCCUACGACGAAUGCGGGAACUCGCCGGCAACAUGCUCACAGAAGACGGCAUCAAGAUCGAGUGGCUAAACAGAUUACCGCAGCAAGUGCGAGUUGUAUUAUCCGUCAACAAGGACUCACCGCUCGACGUACUCGCGGCGAUGGCCGACAAAAUGCUAGAAUACUCAUCGACCAGUACCAUCGCAGCUAUAGCAACAUCUCCGCCGACACAGUAUCAGCAUCAGCCGGGUCCAGCCCCCAGUACGUCAAACGAAAUAUUCAUGGCCACGCAAAUACAACUUAUGGCUAAACAAAUCGAAAAAUUAACACUCGAAGUCGCCGAGAUACGCCAAGGAAGACAGAGGCAGCACUAUCCUCGUCACUCUCGUUCCCGUUCAAGAUCGAUGAGACGGCAAUACAACCAUCAAACUAACAAAGAUGAAUGGUUAUGCCGCUAUCACUACAAGUUUGGAGAUCAAGCUCGACAAUGUAUAUCGCCGUGUGCAAGACGCAACAGAAAUUCGGAAAACUAGAGUUAACACCGACCGUGGCGGACGUCGGUGUUUCGUCUGCGAGCAACCGCCUAUGUGUCAUCGACCGCAACACCUCACAACGUUUCCUCGUCGACACUGGCGCUGAAAUCUCAGUCCUCGCUGCCUCAAGAAUACAGAAGUCGAAGCCAACACCGAAUACCUGCAAGCUCUAUGCCGCAAACAAUACGCCAAUCAAUACAUACGGCGAGAAGAAUCUACUACUAGACUUGGGCCUCCGUAGACCGUUCAGAUGGUCAUUCAUCGUAGCCGAUGUCAAGACGUCAAUACUCGGCGCAGAUUUCCUCCGUCACUACAAGCUACUCGUCGACUUACACCGAAAGAAGAUAAUCGACAGUGUCACUGAACUAGCUAUCAACGCGGUAUCAGUGACCACAUCUCAACCGUCGGUCCACAUCCUGAGUCACGAUCAAGUAUACCACGACAUUCUGCAACAAUAUCCAGAUGUACUCCGCCCGAUGUCUACAAAUUCGCCGAGCAAGC